Molecule: messenger RNA, 2674 nt
Organism: Suillus paluster
Lineage: Eukaryota; Fungi; Basidiomycota; Agaricomycetes; Boletales; Suillaceae
Exons: 20
Coding region: 1-2352 (783 amino acids)
Molecular function (GO): ATP hydrolysis activity; ATP binding
Source: RefSeq, a predicted model, not a curated record
AUGUCUGAAUCACUCAGUAGCACACCAACUCUUCCCGAAAUGUCGCCAUGGAUUUCAGGUUUACUGCCUGACGGGUACAUUGGGCCAGUCCCAGACACAGUUCCUGUGGUACAGCAGUCGUACUUCGGUCCUCAAGUCAUGCCUCAACCGCAAGCAAUAUUCGUACCACAAUCAGCCGACGAGCACCUACCCAGUGAAUCGGUCGGCCCGUUUCGAACACCACUUACACCGGGAGACUUCCCGCCAACUCGGCGAACGCCAGCUCUGCUAUCGCCAUCUCCAUGCUACCGGCCUUAUCCUGCACGCCCCGUCUCAUAUUACAGAUCAUAUUCGCCAUGUCGCCCAUAUGGGUAUCACGAGGAAGUAGAUGACCAUUUCGUACGUCGAUGGCAGAGACGGGAUCAGCACAACAAACAGUGGGUGCCCGAUAUGUACAGGUCUCCUUCGCCCAUGAGCGCUGGAGGUAUCCAUGACUACUUUUAUCUCAACGUCCGCUCGGUGAGCGAGGGAGGCGAGUUUUUACUAUUUGUAUAUUGUGUAGCAGGCAUACUGAACGGGUUCGUAGAGAAAUCUUCACUUGUUUUCAGCGACUUUAGUUCAGUCUUAGACUCCUUUCUCCGUACUGUAUUUGUCCACGUCGAAUACGACAAACCCCUUGAAUACCCUAUUCAUCGACUGUUCCAAAAGAUAGAGGUCCUUCGGUCCAGAUUGGACGAUGCACGCAGCGUCUUGGAUGCAGAGAAAAUUCCAGAAGACCUAGCAUCCAAGGCCGAGGCUUUCGGGUCCAACGAAUGCUCUGAUUGUGAAGUGGUUGUUCUGUACCUUACUAAUCUUGUGACGCACUUAAGGAAGUUAUUGGAGGUCGUGGAAGCGGAAUGCAAGCAAACGGUUAAGCAAUUCCAAGAGUCGCUGUCUAACAACCAGAUUUCCUUCGACCUUCUCGGAUACUAUUAUGAGGAAGGAGCGCGGUAUAUCUACAAUAGUGGGAUUUACCAGAAUGGCGUAGAUAUCGCAAGGCAAAUUGUCUUGGUAGUGUUAAAGAGUGCUCGCUUCAGCGACGAUAGGGAGGAGCUGACCUUCGAGAUGGAGUAUCUUGAGUGGGAUGGCGUUCAUUUUGAGAAGCGCACCAUGACCCAUCAUCUACAGGCAUAUCAGGGAACCCGGGAAAUUUCAUACCUGUUUCUUCAACCAAUAACAGAUGAUGCGCUUGCUAAACUCACCGGUGAGAACUUUACCAACAACAGAGUUUGUCAUGCGGAGUAUUAUGACGACACGCCAAUGCGGGCCUUUUUCAGUGACAACGUGAAACCACGUGCAAGACGGGUGAUGAUCGACCCAGUUGGAUUUCACCGUGCACGCAGCCAAGGCUACAACCCGAAACUACGUGUGUCACUUCCCGACAACGCGGAGGAGCAUGCCGCGCGCCUUCCAUACUGGAUUGGUGGAUAUGAUCUCGAAAUGAACGUAUGGCGAACAUUCAAUAUUUGGGAUUUGAAGCCAGUCGAGUAUGAUCAAGAGGCAUGGAGGAAAUUGGUUAUGGACGAUAAUACUAAGGAUCUUAUCAAAGCACUAGUGGAUGAUACUGGUUGUUCUACAGGCAGCGCAAACAUAGCGCAGCUCAAAACAGGAAAGGUAGUACUUCUCAAUGGAUCACCAGGAACCGGCAGAAUGACAACAGUUCAUGCCGUUUGCAAUCUUCUCAAGAGACCUCUGCUUCCUAUUUCUGUUUGCGACCUCCCAUUCCACACGAUGGAUUUUGUAUCGAAUAUUUCUCGGCGCAUGUCGCUUGCGACCACUUGGAAUGCAGUCGUCGUGGUGAAAGACGCCGAUGUUUUCUUGAAGUCGCUCGGUCAAGGCCCAUAUAUGAAUUGCGUCAAUGCUGGUCUCCGUCAAUUUGAGUCGGAUGAUUGCAUCUCCUUCUGGGUAACAAGUACCUGCGACAAAGAACUCCGCAGGCGAUUUUCUGCCGUUAUCGAUUUCCCUGAACUAGACACUGCAGCCCGACGUCGUCUUUGGCUCGGCCACUUUGGCCAAGAUGAUCCCGCUGGAGGUUUGCGGAACAUCGAGCGCACACUUAUCGGUUCCUCCUUCGUGGAUCAGAAGAAGAUCGAUUACUCGACCCACCUUCGCGAUAUCGAGAAACUCUCGUGGUAUCAGUUAGAUGGGAGCACGAUCGAGAAUAUUGUGCGGUCCGCGCGAGCACUGGCCGCCUCAAACGGGGAACACCUAUCCACUCACCACGUCAAAGUGGUUAUGGACGCCCAACGAUUGAAUAAUCUUCCGUUAUGGCGCAAGCUCAGCCGGUUUUUGAUACUUCCGGCGAAGGUUCUCCACAGUAGUGUGGUGAAUUGAACAGCGAAAUGGCAAGUAAUCUGACCGUUCUCAUCCGUAUUUUCUUGUAACAUAGUUGUGUCCCGUGCGAUGCACGAGAUUGUAUUGGAAACAUGUAUGACACCUUGAUGGAUAUAACACAGUGGAUUUCUACACCACGAGCGAAUUUUGGCUGGGGUAGCCCGAGGCAUGUCAUGCUAUAGGAAGUGGUGAUAACCGAACACUACAUCUUAGCGCGCGAGUGCAGAAGAUGCGGCUGCUACUUGACCACCAUUAAACAGACUCGCCGAAUCAAAAUCAGUGUCGGGGAACACCCAAAUUGCACCAGUCCCCCCGUAAGUCC